CGGAACUAUUUCAAUGUAACUCAACUAUGGCAGCUGUGGCGAAGAAACAUGUGCAGACGCCGGACGAGGAGGAGCCUCAGUCUGAGGACAUCGAUGACCAGAGUGGCUCUGAUGGAGGAAGCAUUGAUGAUGGGUCAGGUGACGAAGAGAGUGCUGGUGAGGAGGCUGAGGACGAAGACGGAGGAGAAGGAGACGAAGAAGAAGAAGAAGAAGAAGAAGACGACGACGACGUGGAGGAUGAUGAAUCAAAUGCCAACGCCGGCUGGGCAGAGGCCAUGGCAAAGAUCCUGGGGAAGAAAACAACAGAGAGCAAAAGCAGCAUCCUCAUUAAGAACAAAGAGAUGGACAAAGUAAAGGAGCGAGAGCGAGAGGAGCAACUGGAGAGAAAGAAAGUGGUUGAUAAGAGGCGUACAUGGGAGAUGAUGAACAGAGUGAAACCUGACAUAGGGAAGGACCGAGAGACGGAGAAAGGUCUACAGAGGAUUGCUACCAGAGGGGUGGUGCAGCUGUUCAACGCUGUGAAGAAACAUCAGAAGACUGUCGACGACAAGCUGAAAGAAGUAGGAGGCUCAGAGAGGAAGAAAGCCAAGAUUCUUUCUUCUGUAUCCAAGAGAGAUUUCAUCGAUGUGCUGAGGAGGACGGAGGGAGGCAGCAGCAAGACUGAAAAGAACACUGCUGCUGUGGAGGAGGAGGAGAAACCUGCCUGGAGUGUCCUCAGAGACGACUUCAUGAUGGGAGCCACCAUGAAAGACUGGGACAAAGACAGCGAUGGAGAAACGGAACCACACACAGGAGACGGAGCAGAAGAAAGUGAUUCAGACUGAUCAGACCUUCUAUUCACUGAAGGGACUGUGAUGAGAAGGUCUUCAUGGACAGUGUGGGGGGGAAGGAACCCUGAGGAAGAUGGACACAAUACAGAAAGGGUCCUUUACUGAUUGUACUCACAAGAAAAACAUUUUUUUAAUACAUGUCACAUUCCUGUUUCUGCUUUUGUGUGAAAACGGGGACGUAACAGAUGAGAGUGGAUGAAAUGAAAGAAGCUCCUCAGUGUGGAGCUCCUGCCUCCAUCACAGAGUAAGCAUCGGUUUUUACUCUUUACUGUUGUGUAAAUAGAAAUGCUUUGUACAGUGCUGGUUGAAUAAACAGCCAAGUCAUUUAUCA
Messenger RNA from Solea senegalensis (Senegalese sole), 1161 nucleotides. RefSeq names its product ribosomal RNA processing 15 homolog (gene rrp15). The coding region runs from base 27 to 824 and encodes 265 amino acids. Gene Ontology annotation, biological process: maturation of 5.8S rRNA; maturation of LSU-rRNA. The record is from RefSeq and is a predicted model, not a curated record. Gene Ontology annotation, cellular component: preribosome, large subunit precursor. NCBI's taxonomy places the organism in Eukaryota, Metazoa, Chordata, Actinopteri, Pleuronectiformes, Soleidae. The transcript has 5 exons.